GGGCUGAGAUGACGACAGAAUGUAGUGAGGGGGUGGAAAGAGAGAGAGAGAGAUUCAGAGCAGUAUGCUCAGUCUGUGUUAGCAUCUCACUGUGAUGCCAAUGUGUGAAGCCUGAGGUAUUGCGUCCUGUUAAACAUACAAAGAAAAUCCAUAUCCCAAGAUGCAGUGGUGCAGGUGGGCUGGCAGUUGGAAAUCACAACUUCCAACACAGACUGCUGGGCCAGAGAUUGAAGACUCUUUUGACUUUCUUUUUAAAAUCAUCUUGGUUGGUGACUCAGAUGUUGGGAAGACCUGCGUGGUGCAAAGCUUCAAAUCUGGCAUCUUCAUCGAAAAGCAACAAAACACCAUUGGUGUUGACUUUACUGUUCGUACCCUGGACAUUGAUGGCAAGAAGGUGAAGAUGCAGGUGUGGGACACUGCGGGACAGGAGCGUUUCCGCACCAUAACUCAAAGCUACUACCGCAGUGCCCAUGGGGCGAUGGUGGCCUAUGACAUCACUCGACGCAGCACAUUCGAAUCGGUUCCACACUGGAUCAGGGAAGUGGAGCUGUACGGAGCUGCCAGUGUGGUGCUGAUACUCAUUGGUAAUAAGUCAGACCUCCAUGCUAAGAGACAGGUGCUCUUUGAGGAUGCUUGCAAUCUGGCAGAAAACAGUGGUGUGCUGGCUGCUCUGGAAACCUCAGCCAAGGAGGCCCAGAACAUAGAGGCUGCCUUCAUUCUUAUGGCUCGAGAACUAAUGGCACGCAAUGGUAUGACCAUCAUAAACGAGUCCUCUGAAAACUCUCCUCAGUUCAUGCUGAGUAACAACUCUCACCCGGUCCCUAGUGCCGUGGCUACAGAUAAAAAGUGUGGGUGCCGAGAAGGCUGA
Pelmatolapia mariae (spotted tilapia) is the source of this 868-nucleotide messenger RNA. It is a transcript of the gene rab19, whose product is annotated as ras-related protein Rab-19. Bases 161 to 868 code for a protein of 235 amino acids. The record is from RefSeq and is a predicted model, not a curated record. Lineage: Eukaryota; Metazoa; Chordata; Actinopteri; Cichliformes; Cichlidae. The transcript has 5 exons. Gene Ontology annotation, cellular component: Golgi cisterna; trans-Golgi network. Gene Ontology annotation, biological process: vesicle-mediated transport. Gene Ontology annotation, molecular function: GTPase activity; GTP binding.